AGGGGUGGGCUCUCGUUGUGAAAACGUCUGUCCUCCUCCCGAACACUGGCUACGUGGAUUGAGGCCCUGCUUCAAGGACGUGGUCACGCAUCGCUCAUUUGUGGGAAGUAGAGAGUAAUUUCUUUCCUCUGCACUUCCACAUGGCCUUUACUUGUUUUGUUUAGUUUUCCCUUUCCCCCCUCCCUUUUCUCCUUUCCCUUUUUUUUUCCCUUUAAAUUGUUAAUUGUUUAGUUAAAUUGUUUAGUUAAAUUGUUUAAUUAAUAGUAAUCUUUCCUUAAUAAUUAUUUCUUUUUUUUUCCUUUAAUUAAAUCAUCCUUAUCUCAACCCAUGAGUUGUUCUUUCCUUUACUUCUUCCCCUCCUCAUCUAAUAGGGUUAGGAGUGAGAGAGCGGUUGUGGUGUUCAGCUGCCUAGCACGGUAAAACCACCACACCAGGCCAUGCUGUGCUUGGGGAUUUUCCCUACACUGUGUGGUGGUUUUACCCAGCUGGGCAGCUGAACUCCACCAUGACCACUCUCUCACUCGCCCUCCUCAAACAGAAAGGGGGAGAAAAUACGAUAAAACGGGCUCAAGGGUUGAGGUAAGGACAAGGAGACCACUCAACAAUUAUCAUCACGGGCAAAACAGACUCAGCAUAGGGAGAUUAAUAUAAUUUAUUACCUAUUAAAACGGGCUAGAGCAGUGAGAUACUAAAAGCAAACUAAAAUCACCUUCCCCCUUCCACCCUCUUCUACAUCCACCCUGCCCCCAAGUGGCUCAGGGGAACACGGAGUGGGGGCUACGGGAUGAGGUUUAACAAGGCCAAGUGCCAGGUCUUGCACUUUGGCCACAAUAACCCCAUGCAGUGCUAUAGGCUUGGGGCAGAGUGGCUAGAAGACAGUGAAGAGGAAAGGGACCUGGGAGCGUUGAUCGAUGCUCGGCUGAACAUGAGCCGGCAGUGUGCUCAGGUGGCCAAGAAGGCCAAUGGCAUCCUGGCCUGUAUUAGAAAUAGUGUAGCCAGCAGGAGCAGGGAGGCGAUCAUCCCCCCUGUAUUCAGCUUUGGUGAGGCCGCACCUCGAGUACUGUGUUGAGUUUUGGGACCCUCAGUACAAGAAGGACAUUGAGGCUCUGGAUCGUGUCCAGAGAAGGGCAACAAAACUCUUCUACACCCACCCUCCCCUCAAGUGGCUCAGGGGAACAUGGAGUGGGGGCUGCAGUCAGUCCUUAACGCUUCACCUCCUACGCUCCUACAUGGUCACUCUCUGCCCCUGCUCCAAUGAGGGGUCCCUCCCACGGGAUGCUGUCCUUCCUGAACUGAUCCUGCGUGGGCUUCCCAUAGGCUGCAUCUUUUCAAGAACUGCUCCAAUACAGAUCCAUACCACGGGGUCCACGAAGCAAGACGGGUGCCCCACGGGCAGCAGCUCCCGCAAGAUCACCAGCUCCUGUGUGGGCUCCUCUCCACGGGCUGCAGCUCCAGCCUGGAGUCUGCACCAACUGGGGCUCUCUAUAGGCCACAGCCUCCUUCAGGCCACAUCCACCUGCUCCACUGUGGGCUCCUGCACGGGCUGCAGUGUGGAGAUCUGCUCUGCCAUGGUACACCCUGGGCUGCAUGAGGAAAACCUGCUCCAACCUCCUCUCAAGCCUGUCCAGGUCCCUCUGGGUGGCAUCCCCUCCCUCCAGCGUGUCGACCGCACCACACAGCUUGGUGUCAUCAGCAAACGCGCUGAGGGUGCACUCCAUCCCACUGUCCUUGUCAACGACAAAGAUGUUAAACAGCACCGGUCCCAAAAACGACCCCUGAGGAGGGCCGCUCGUCACUGGUCUCCACCUGGAUAUCGAGCCGUUGACCGCAACUCUUUGAGUGUGACCAGCCAGCCAGUUCCUUACCCACCAAGUGGUCCAUCCAUCAAAUCCAUGUCUCUCCAAUUUAGAGACAAGGAUGUUGUACAGGACAGUAUCAAAUGCUUUGCACACACCCAAGUAGACGACAUCAGUUGCUCUUCCCCUAUGCACCGAGGCUGUAACCCCAUCGUAGAAGGCCACCAGAUUUGCCAGGCAGUUGGAACUGCCCCAGGCCGCCACUGUUGCUCAAAUAUGAUGGACAGUGGCUUAACAACGUUAUCCACCAGCUCCCUCAGGACCCACGGAUGCCUCUCAUCUGGUCCCAUGGACUUGUGCACCUUCAGGUUCCUUAGAUGGUCUCGCACAUGAUCUUCUCCUACAGUGGGCGGCUCUUCAUCCUCCCAGACCCUGCCUUUGCCUUCUGCAACUUGGGCUGUGUGGCUAGAGCACUAAGGGCCAAUGUAACAGGCAAUCUGAACUAGGGAGGGGAGAAGUAGCCAGCAGUUCUGCUCCUUGAUGAAGUCACAGAAUCACAGAAUCACAGAACUGAAGGGGUUGGAAGGGACCUCGAAAGACCAUCGGGUCCAACCCCCCCGCCAAAGCAGGUUCCUUAGAGCAGGCUGCCCAGGUAGGCCUCCAGACGGGCCUUGAAUAUCUCCAGAGAAGGAGACUCCACAACCUCCCUGGGCAGCCUGGUCCAGUGCUCCGUCACCCUCACUGCGAAGAAGUUCUUUUGCAUGUUGGUGUGGAACUUCCUGUGCUCUAUCUUGUGGCCAUUGCCCCUUGUCCUGUCCCCACAAACCACUGAAAAGAGGUUGGCCAAAUCCCUCUGUCUCCCACACCUCAGGUAUUUAUACACUUUGAUGAGAUCCCCUCUCAGUCUUCUUUUCUCCAGGCUGAACAGACCCAGGUCUCUCAGCCUUUCUUCAUAGGGAAGAUGCUCCAGGCCCCGUAUCAUCUUUGUGGCCCUCCGCUGGACUCUUUCCAGGAGAUCCCUGUCUUUUUUGUACCGGGGAGCCCAGAACUGGACACAGUACUCCAGGCGAGGCCUGACCAGGGCAGAGUAGAGGGGGAGGAUCACCUCCCAUGACCUGCUGGCCACGCUCCUUUAAAUGCAUGCCAGAAUCCCAUUGGCCCUCUUGGCCACGAGGGCACACUGCUGGCCCAUGGUCAACCUGUUGUCCACUAGGACCCCCAGGUCCUUCUCAGAGCUCCUCUCCAGAAGGUCGUCCCCCAGCCUGUACUGAUACGUCCGGUUGUUCCUUCCCAGGUGCAGGACGCUACGCUUGCUCUUAUUAAACCUCAUUUGGUUUCUUCCUGCCCAUCUUUCUAGCUUGUCCAGGUCUCGCUAAAUGGCAGCACAGCCUUCUGGCGUCUCAGCCACUCCUCCCAGCUUUGUGUCAUCGGCGUACUUGCUGAGGGCAGACACUAUUCCCUCAUCAAGGUCGUCAAUGAAGAUGUUGAACGAGACCAGACCCAGCACCGACCCCUGGGGAACACCGCUAGUCACAGGUCUCCAGCCGGACUCUGUGCCGCCGAUCACCACCCUCUGAGCUCGGCCAGUCAGCCAGUUCUCAACCCACCUUACUGUCCACUCCUCUAUCCCACACUUCCUCACCUUCGCUGUCAGGAUGUCAUGGGAGACAGAAUUGAAAGCCUUGCUGAAGUCAAGGUAGAUGACAUCCACUGCUCUCCCCCCAUCUACCAGCUGGUGAUGCCAUCAUAGAAGGCAACGAGGUUGGUCGAGCACGACUUCCCCUUGGUGAAUCCAUGCUGACUACUCCUCAUAACAUUCUUCUCUUCCAAUUGCUUGGAGAUGGCAUCCAGAACAAACUGUUCCAACACCUUUCCAGGGACAGAGCUCCAGCACAGAUGGCAACUUGGAGAAAGAGGCAGUGGGCUGCUGGACCUCCCACUCGGAGUCAAAAUCCCUCUAGUGCCUGGCACCAAGCCUGUCUUCUGCAGGACAAAGCUGGGGGAAAAGCUUCACCAGCCUUCUGCUCAAUUUCAUCUGGGAGAUCCAUAUUGCCGCCUACUGCGCACAGAGUACAACUGCCUGCACGACCCGCAUCUGCAGGCCUACUACAAUCGCAAAGACAACCUGCAGAACCUGAAGAGCAAGGGCUACGUCACCAGUGAUGGCAAAGUGGUCUGCACUCUGAAGGAGUUCAAUGAGUACAGGCAGUAUCUGACCACACUCAAGCUGGAGGCUGAGAAAACCAGGAGGAAAGAAGAGGAAAAGCUUCAGCAAGAGCUCUCCAAGUUAAAGAAACUUGACCCCAGCCUGACGGCAGGGAUUGACAGUUCUUGCCAGAGCUCCUCCAGUAAUGUGUACUUGGUCAUGGGACAGAAAGCCAGCCUACUGGAGCCUAAAAAACCAGCUGGCCCGCCUUCCUGCAAAAGCAGAAGAAACCCUCUCCAAUCUGGCCAGUACAGAAGGCUGAAAGCAGCUCCCUCCGGACUUGAGUUGGGCAGGGAAGAUGCCAAGCUCCCUGGGAGCAUCCAUACUGUGACUGAGUCAGAGAGAAAGUCACCUGUCCCCGCAGACGGUGUAUUCAAAGCUGCCUUGGAAGAACAGGCUGCUAGAGAAAGCCAGAGGAUUGAAGAGGUGGCUCGGACUGUGGUGCGGCAAGUGUUUGAGAGGGUGCAGGCACUGGACCAGUCUGCCCGCGUCUUAAAGAGGGCUCCCCAUAAGAGCCGAGAAAGACUGUGUGGAAGUGCCAAAAGCGCAGAGCCUUCAGAGACAUCUCCUCUUGAUAAAGAGCAGGAAAUUGCACUGCUGGCUAAGAAGGUUGUGGCGAGUGUGAUGAAGCUCUUUGAGAAGUUCUGGGAAUCCGGCAUGCCCAGUGCAUCUGAGCCAAGGCCAGCAGCCAGGCAGAAGGAGCAGCCCGUCGCCAGGAGAGCCUUCCAAGUGGGGAAGUUGGAAGAAAAGAAAUCGAGGGAAGCCUUUGAGGAAGAAUCCUCGCAGGCUUCCCUUGACAAAGUCACCAGAGAAGCUGUUGGAAGUGUCUGCGACACUUUGGAAUCCUUUGUAGCUUCCCGGUUUGAGCAAGACUUCAACUGCAAAUAUUCUGAAAUCGUGGCGCUUCCCACUGUCAACCUCUCUAACAGGAAGCCACAGCCAUCCCAGGUGUGUCUCUCAAGACAGGGCAUGAGGGAAGGGCAGGGACUACCAAGAGCAUCAGAAGAGCAGAGCCCAGAAGCAAGGCAGAGAGAAAAGUUGCCCAUGAUCCGACCAGCGCCAGACACUGCUGAGAUCUCACGACUGAGUCACAGGAUUGUGAGGGAGAGCAUCCAAAAGGCUGUCUCCGAAGUUCAGCGGCUGCACACAGAACUGCAGGUCUAUGCCAGAACCAUUGUCCUUAGCGUGGUUGAAAAAGCGAAGGACAAGUUGGAGCGGGAAAUGAAAGCAAAGGCCUUAGACACCACUUCAAACAGCAAAACGGUGGCAAGUGGGAUGACGCGCUCUGUAUCAGAGCAGAGCUCUCAGCCUGGGACUGCACGGAAGCUGGAGAAGAACUUGGGAAGGCGUGUCACCAAACAGCCUGUGCCAAGCAAAGGGAAGGAGAGCUGUCCCUUGGAGCACCUCCAAAGAUCACCUGAUCUCCUCCAAGCUGUCCAGCGAGGCUCUGAGCAAGGUGCCCCCACAGCAGGCUCUUCUGCCCCCCUAGGGGAAUCCCACAGUCUGCGGAGGUCAGAGAGCACCACAGGCACCAUCCCUUCCAUGGGCCCGCAGUUUGUCAGGCAGCCCGUUCCUCCAUCUGUUCCAAAGCACCCUGUCCAGAGAGGAGCGCGGUGCCUACGUGUGCGUGUCAAGCCUGUCCCAUUCAAGCCUCAGUAGCCUGAGGCGGAAGCAGAGAAUAAAGAGUUUACAUCC
Cygnus atratus (black swan) is the source of this 5697-nucleotide messenger RNA. It is a transcript of the gene FSIP2, whose product is annotated as fibrous sheath interacting protein 2. The transcript is spliced from 5 exons. Bases 3637 to 5661 code for a protein of 674 amino acids. NCBI's taxonomy places the organism in Eukaryota, Metazoa, Chordata, Aves, Anseriformes, Anatidae. The record is from RefSeq and is a predicted model, not a curated record.